This is a messenger RNA of Populus trichocarpa (black cottonwood), 4163 nucleotides long. Its product is annotated as GDSL esterase/lipase At2g42990. The coding region runs from base 2841 to 3899 and encodes 352 amino acids. Gene Ontology annotation, molecular function: hydrolase activity, acting on ester bonds. The transcript has 4 exons. NCBI's taxonomy places the organism in Eukaryota, Viridiplantae, Streptophyta, Magnoliopsida, Malpighiales, Salicaceae. The record is from RefSeq and is a predicted model, not a curated record.
CUUACUUCUUAUCCACAGCAUAUUAGAGGUGGCUAAAUCACUGGUGACUUGUAGAAAAUUCUCAAUAUGUGGAUGCAGCUGUGCCGUUUGCAUGCCAAGUUGCCUCAACAGAAAGUCCGGUGACAAGUAAGGCUAUCGAUGGACCCCCUCUCGCUCUAAUCCCAAAGAUGAUUUCUUAAAAUUCAAGUUGUUUAGAAUUAAGAUUCCGUAGUUGUAUGCUAAUUAGAUUAUAUUUGGUAAAGCGAUAGUGGUUGCUUUUUAAAUAAUUUUUUAUGUUGAAAUGUAUGCCAAUGAUGUUUUUUUUUUAAAAAAAAUCAUUUUUGACAUCAGCACAUCAAAACGAUCCAAAACAUACAAACCAUAUUAAAUUUUAAUAAUUUUUUUUUUUGAAUUUUUUGAGAACGCGAUAGUUUCUAAGUUGAUAAAUUAGUUGUUCUCUCUGUUGAAGAUGUCUCUGGUAGCUUGGAAAACUCAUAUAGCUUAUAGUUGAUGUCUACUAAGUUGAGAUGACCUGUAUCUAUAAUUAUAAAAAAUAUAUUUUGAUAAAUAUGAAAACUCUCAUGUGUAUAAGUUAAUAAUUUUAUAGAGAAAAAAAAUACAAUGAUAUUUGAGAGAGAUAGACGUUUCUGAAAAUAUAUAUAAUAAAAUAUUAACAAUAAAAAGAUUGUGAAUCUUGAACUUGAUGAAUUCAUGAGGUAUUUAAUUAUAGCUCACGAGUCUUGUUAUUUUAUGAAAAAGAGGGAAGAAAAAGUCAUUUCACUCCUAUAAAUAAUAUGAUAUUUUAAAUUGUAUUUUAUUUAAAAUAAUAUAUAUUAAAUUAUUAUAAAAUACCGAGGAACUCAUGCAUGAGCCUUUUAAAAAUUACCAAAAGACUCAUGUGGGGUCUUGAAAAAUUUAUAAAUAAAUGUUGGUCUAAGAUCUAGGAGGUUGAGCUUAAUAUUAUCCUAAAAAAUUAAAAUAACACUGUUUUAGAUUGAUCAAAUUAACUUGUAGUGAUUUAAGCCUAAGUUAUGCUAGGUUUAAUAACUUUGCUGUUUCAAUUUGAUUAAAUCUGGAUUGUAAUAACCCUUUCCGUAAGAGAACCCUGCGUCCAAAAAAAGAAGUCAUUCAACAGAAUCUAUGGCCAGAUAUAUAAUUGCAAAAGGCAAAAUCUAUGCUAAAUUGAUGAUUUCUAAUCUUCCUACAGUAAUGGUGAGAUCAUCUUUGAAGUUGCUUCAGUAUUGCGGGAAAAUUUUACAUCUUUUAUGUUUAAAAAAUAAUUUAAAAAUUUUAAUUUUUUUAUGUUUUAAAUUAAUAAUUUUUUAAUAAUUUUAGAUUAUUUUAAUAAAUUGAUAUUAAAAAUAUAUUUUUAAAAAAAUUAUUAUCUUAAUACGUAACUAAUGCAAUAACUGCACCACCAAUUAAGACCAUUUUUGCCGGUUUGGGAAAAAAACACAGAGAAAAGAAGAAAACGACAACACCAUCUUAUGGAGAUCCAAAUUAAGGAACCAUGCUAUUUCUUGGAUAUGAGCUGGUGCAUCUUUUUAAAGCAAUUGGCAUCACAUGGAAUUAAUCUUUAGUAAUCCAUCUUGCCUGUGUUCUUUAGCUGAUAUUAAUUUCGAGCAAUUGAACAAUGGAAGGAUGCUUGAUUAGCUUUGCUGGUAUCUCUUUUCCUACUAAAUUGUCGGUUGAGCUUCUUCUUCCUACAUCUUGUCCUCGGCUAAUCUCACGCAGGAAGCCGAAGAGAUGGGAAGCUUUCAUUUUUGCCAUGCUUUAACUCCUGGCUCUCCUUGACUUUCUAUAUAGUAUAGAUGGAGUGCUUCCGCUUCCUGGAGGCCAUUCAAAUUAUAUAUUGAUGAGAGAUGAAGUUUGAGUUCUUUUAAAAGUCCAUUCAAUUAGAUAAUGGAAUGUGAAAGUAAAUGGAAAAAAAUAGUAAAUGGAUUUUCCAUGGAGGUGAUGACUUCAAAAGCCAGGAAUCACAUGUAAUUCCUUGUAAUGUUGUUGAUUUCUCCACAGAUGUACGUACAUGAGCCCUGCUAGAGUUGAGAGCAUUAUAUAUGUCAUGUAGUAUUCUUAAAGGCGCGCACCUCUCUUUAAGAACACUGGAAAAUUUAUUUUUUUGGUAAUAGAUUCAUCAACUUUUUUUUUUUUUUUAACUGGCAUAAUUACAUGCAAAUUAGUAGGAAGCGAGCGCCACAUGUGGAGCUGACGUCUUCAAGCUUUGUAUGUCCUUGCUCGGAAUGGGAGUGGUACAGUUACAUUUAAUCUCCUUUUCUCCAACCAUAUGGUAGCCCGGUCCUUCAUUUUUUUCUUCGGCGAUUCCUAGUUCUCUGCGAAUUAUGAUAAACAAUUCCAGUUUCGAGGAAGUUAUUACUCUCGCUGUCCCAUAAAGAAAAUCCUAUUGUACUUUUUACAUAAAUUAUAAUAUAUAUAUAUAUAUAUAUAUAUAUAUAUAUAUUAAAUAUGGUGUCAAUUAUAUUUUAAAAUUAAAUAUAAUUAAGAAAUAUAUAAAUUCAAUUAUUAAGAAGGGAUAUAAAGUAACAAAAUUUGAUAUUUAAUUAUUUGACUUUGUGAUAAAGGACAUAUUUUGAAACAUAGAAGGACUCUUUUCAAAAGAUGGAGGGACUAAAAUAUAAGGUACAUCCGAGCUUUCAUUACUCAUUUCUUCUCUCUCUCUCUCUCCCGCUAGCAACAGAGGAGGAAAUAAGUAGAGCUGUUGCCAGUAGCCACUGGAGUAGCUAACCAUUAAAUCUCCCACCAAACUUCGAUUCCCACAUUAAGUUCUCCUCUCUCGAGCCAAUACAGCAAGCCAAUUUCCCUAUACUGUAUUGGCUCGUUUCAAGCUUCUAACACAUUCUGUCAUGGCAUACAUGUGGAUCACAGGGCUAAUUCUCUUCUUAAUACAAAUCCUAAUACUACUAGUUCCUGAAUGUAGCGCAAAAGUUCCAGCCAUCAUAGUGUUCGGGGACUCAUCUGUGGAUUCAGGGAACAACAAUUUUAUUUCCACAAUUGCGAAGAGCAAUUUUGCACCUUACGGCCGUGAUUUUCCAGGGGGUAGUGCCACUGGACGAUUCUGCAAUGGCCGCCUUCCUCCUGACUUCCUCUCUCAGGCUUUUGGCCUCAAGCCAGCUAUACCUGCCUAUUUGGAUCCAAUGUAUAACAUACUAGAUUUGGCUACUGGUGUUUGCUUUGCUUCUGCUGGAAGUGGCUAUGACAAUGCCACUGCUGAUGUGCUAGGAGUGAUCCCUUUAUGGCAAGAGCUGGAGAACUACAAGGACUAUCAAAGGAGAAUGAAAGCCUAUCUUGGUGCCAAGAAAGCGAAGGAAAUAAUAACAGAGGCUUUAUAUAUAAUGAGCUUAGGAACAAAUGACUUCUUGGAAAACUACUACACCAUCCCUGGCCGAAGAUCACAAUUCACGAUCCAGCAAUACCAGGAUUUCCUCAUCGGACUUGCUGAGGACUUUGUAAAGAAACUUUAUGCUCUUGGAGCUCGGAAAUUAUCCCUUACAGGGCUUUCUCCAAUGGGGUGUUUGCCACUGGAGAGAGCUACAAAUUUUAUGCAUCCUAACAGCUGUGUGAAGGAAUACAACGAUCUUGCUUUAGAAUUUAAUGGAAAAUUGAAUCAAUUGGUGGCAAAACUGAACGAUGAACUUCCUGGAAUGAAAGUGUUGUUUGCAAAUCCAUACGACUUACUGUUGCAACUCAUCACAGCACCCUCACAGUACGGAUUUGAGAAUGCAGAAGUAGGAUGUUGUGGCUCAGGAACAUUUGAGAUGGGAAUUAUUUGUAAUCGAGACCAUCCACUUACAUGCACAGAUGCCGACAAAUAUGUAUUUUGGGACGCCUUUCAUCUCACUGACAGAACAAAUCAAAUAAUUUCGGCUUAUUUAUUCAAGGAUCUUAAGUCAAAAUUUCUUUGAGUUGCAGAGUGAUUAUUGGUGGUUGUCUGGUUGAAUUUCGGAGAAAAAGGAAGGUAGCUAUAUUCAUGGGUGUUGAAUGAAUACUACGGUGGUAUAUGUAUGGACUCCGGUGUUUAGAGAGAGCAAUGAGUGUGGUUCUGGAUUUACAAAAUUAGAUAUUCAUAGCCUAGAUGGUAUGCAUAUGUGUAUUUUAAGAUGUGUAUAUAUUAUAUUGAAUUACAAAAAAUAUAAAUAUUCUAAUACAUUAUAUAUAUAUUAGCAAAA